GACUAAAAAAGGAUUUAAUUCUAGCCCAGCGCAAACCGGCGAGGUUGUGCGUGCGAGGUCCAUUCAUCAUGGGUCGGGGAGAAUCGGGAUAUUGAUUGCAGUAUAUAUAAAUAUGUAUAUAUAUUUUUAAAGCUGUUGAUAUUUUCCCGGAGGCUGUGCUGGGUCAGACUGGUCUCCAGCAACCGACUCACUGGUCCCAGUUUGCCUGUCAACCUGCUGACUCGUCGCGCCAGGGUCCAGUGACACCUUCACUUGGAAGCGAGUUCGGAUGUGGCAGGCAAACUGCAGACGGAUGCAUAAUUUUGCAGAGUGGAUUUCUGGGGCAGUGAUGGGAGGCUGUGUGGGGAGGAGCAGGACGGAUGGACAAGGGAGUGCCCGGAGCUCGACCAGGAGCAAGAAACGUGGAGGACGUAACGAGCCCCUGAAGAAGGAGCGUCCAAAAUGGAAGAGUGAAUACCCUAUGACGGAGGGCCAGCUGAGGAGUAAGAGGGAUGAGUUCUGGGAUACGGCUCCGGCCUUUGACGGACGGAAAGAGAUCUGGGACGCACUCAGAGCAGCAGCCCUGGCUGCCGAAUGCAAUGACCUGGAGCUAGCACAGGCCAUAGUGGAUGGAGCCUGCAUUACUCUGCCACAUGGCUCUCUGACAGAGAGUUAUGACGAACUGGGAAACCGCUACCAGCUCCCAGCGUACACUUUAACCCCGCCGGUCAACCUCAUCUCUGAAACCUGCAGCGAGAGCAAAGUCUCUGAAUCUACACAAAAGCAAGCUCAACCCCCUCCAUGCAGACAAGAGUUUCAGCUGCGGGUGCGAUUGUCAACAGGAAAGGACGUGCGUCUGACAGCCAGCAUGGCGGACUCCAUCGCUGAGCUGAAGAAACAGUUAGAGGAGCAGGAAGAAAUUGUCAUGAACCGCCAGAGGUGGUUCUUUUCUGGGAAGCUCCUGACGGACAAGACUCGACUGCAAGAUGCCAAGAUCCAGAGGGACUUUGUCGUCCAAGUGAUUGUGAAUGUGAACCCCUCAGUCAUAUCUAACUGAGGAGUGAGACGGAGGCCUGUGAAGUGACGACAGGUUAAAGGACAGAAGGCUGCAGGGAUAUAGGAGUAGGGCUUGGAAUCACCUUCCAGUUGGUGCCACAGUGGAAUUUUGUGUACAUUUUUAUAUAAGAAAUUAUUGCUUUUUAUAUUGCUCCUUUUUGUAUUUUCCUUAUUUUCCAAAUGAAGUAAGAAUAUUGAAAAGCACUGAAACACUUUAGAUUAAAAGUAGAGUCCUAAGAUGCACAUCCAAAUUUCUGUGUGUCUGUCUGUGUGUCUGUCUGUCUGUGUGUCUGUGUGUUUGUGUGGACAUCAACUCACAGCUUUGUUGUUUACAUUGACUCCCCUCUUUGUCACGUGUGUGUUUGUACUUGUGUUUAUUUAUAAACUAAAUAUGGUUCACCUUGGGGAUUCAAAUAAGGAAAAUCCAUUGUCCCAUUUGUUUUUUUUGUUUUUAAGAUUUCUGUCAUGCGAUUUGAGAGGUAGGCUAAGGAUGGCAGAAAACUCUUGAGAAAAAAGGAAAAUGUAAAUAUCGGUUUCCACAUGUUGCUGUUUGUUCAUGCGACUAUAUGCACACUACAGUUUCCAUUCACAAUUGUUUAUUGAUAAUGAAGUCAUAGAAUGUAAUGAAGGAACCUUUUUGAAAGGUAAUCAGUUUUUGUUUUUCAUUUCUCCACUCCAAACAAGAUACUGUAGUUUUGUGUACAACAUGAUGCUCCACUGUACUUCAAUAACUUAUCAAUAAAUAUUACAAAGUGUAA
Messenger RNA from Scophthalmus maximus (turbot), 1793 nucleotides. RefSeq names its product ubiquitin domain containing 1a (gene ubtd1a). Bases 269 to 1036 code for a protein of 255 amino acids. The record is from RefSeq and is a predicted model, not a curated record. Gene Ontology annotation, molecular function: protein binding. NCBI's taxonomy places the organism in Eukaryota, Metazoa, Chordata, Actinopteri, Pleuronectiformes, Scophthalmidae. The transcript has 5 exons.